CGCGGCCUGGGCAUGGCAUGGCAUCGCGGACCUCCUCAUGACUGGCACGGUGCCGUGAACGCGAAUUGAGUGCCGGGGAAGGGAAGGGGUUGCCCCUGGAGCGCAGCCUAGUUGACCUGGGAGCCGCGCUGGAGUGCUCCGCUCCGCUGGGCCGGCUCGCAGCAGCGUAGGGAUACGCAACGCACUGAUUGAGACUGACGGGACUACAUUUCCCGGAGACCAGACCAUUCUGCUGCUAUUGUAUUCCAUCACCUUGGAGAGGGACGCACGAUAAUAUGCCACUGCCUGGAAGGUUUUAGUCUCCGGAUUUAGCCGUCUGUAACUUUGAUCUGUGGAACUUUGCACCGGGAGCGAUGGAAUGCCCUCACUUGGAAGAAAAUGUGAGACUUGAAAAUGCCCCUUCGAUCGCGGAGACGGACGUAGGCAAGGAAUGGCAUUGCGGGGAAUGUCAAAGUGCGCAGAAUACUUGGCUGUGCUUGCAUUGCGGAGACAUUGGAUGUGGUCGCUAUAUCAAUGGCCACGCAAAGCAACAUGCUCAAGACCAUGAAAACCACAACUUGUGCAUUGACUGUGAAAGUUAUGCUGUCUACUGCUACAUCUGUGAUGAAUUUGUCUUGAAUGAUACUUCAGACAAUCGUAUAGACCGAAUGCGAACUAUUCUUAUAAGGCACCCAACUAAAGGCGAGGAUGGAUGUAUCCUUGAAGACGGAUGUACCCAAAAUGACAUUGAAGCCUCAUCUAUUUCAAAUGAAAAAGACUCCGUUAGUGCUAAUGGAGACAGUGACAAACACAGUGACAAACAAAGUGAUAGACAGAGUAGACGCAGUAAUCAGAGUGAACAGGAACGAAAGGAAGAGCUUGGUGUACGGCAGUUGAGACCACGGAGGAAGAGGUCCCAUUCUGCCGACAGCAGCAGUGUAGAAAAUCAUGGCAACUAUGGGAAGCGGCAACGAAAAGGGAUGGUGACAAGAACAUUAAGUAAAAAUAAACAAGAUAAAAAGGUUGUUGGUCUUCGUAACUUGGGAAAUACUUGUUUCAUGAAUGCCGUUCUUCAGUCUUUGAGCAACAUAGGUGUGUUUUACCGCUAUUUUAAGCAUUUACCAGCUCUAGAAACCAAUGCUAAAACUGGACGGGGAAUUGAACAGUCUCGCAAGCUCACUGAAGUUUCUGAUGCCUUGAUGGCUGAAGAGUUGCGCAAAGUUCUCAUUAAUCUUAAUCAAGGAGGAAAAAGUGCAAUAUCACCAGAAUCAUUAUUUCAUGUUAUUUGGAAAAUUGUUCCUCGCUUCAGAGGCUACCAGCAGCAAGAUGCACACGAGUUUUUACGAUAUAUGCUUGAUCGCUUGCAUUUAGAGCUUUUGCAUCUCCUCCCUGAUGGGUCACUUAGAGAAAAUUCAUACUUGAACAUAGGACCUAAGAGUCGUUCCUCUAUAGUAACAUCAGUUUUUGGAGGGACACUGCAGAGCGAGGUGCGGUGCUUGAAUUGUUGUGUUGAAUCAAAAAAACACGACCCUUUUCUGGACCUUUCUUUGGAUAUCCCUGAGAAGUUUCAGUAUUUGAAAAAGUCAUCCAAGGAUACUACAGAUGAGCCUACAACACCCUGUGAUAUAUCAGAUUGCCUGACAAGUUUCAUUGAAGUUGAGGAAUUGGCUGAAACUGAGCUUUAUUACUGUAACAAUUGCAAAAGCAAACAGCGCUCAACAAAGCGCUUCUGGAUACGACGGCUACCAAAUGUGCUCUGCCUUCACUUAAAAAGAUUCAGGUGGAAUAAUUGCUUUCGUCAGAAGAUCGACACAAGUAUUAUGUUUCCAGUAACAGCCUUGGACAUGUCACAGUAUGUCCUUAGCAGCCCUCAUGAGACUAGACGGUCAGGGGCCGGUAGUACACUGUAUGACCUUGCUGCUGUUAUUGUUCAUCAUGGCACUGGAACUGGUUCUGGUCACUAUACUGCAUUUGCAGUAAAUGAUGGAGGCCAGUGGUUUCAUUUUAAUGACAGUAGUGUAAGACAGACUGAAAUUGAAACAGUAGCAAAGUGCAAGCCUUACAUUAUGUUCUACAUCCGUCGAGAGUUUCGGCUUCCCCAACUGCAGGCUUAAAUGAUCCGCAUUGUGGUCAUUUACAGGAAGAAAGUGGAGAACAGUAUUAUGGUAUUACCCUUGUGUGCUCUUGUUUUUAAAUUUUGUGCGCGGCUUUAGAACAUAUUUGGUGCAUGUAUGGGUCCUGCCGUUACUCACACUAACUGGAUACAGCAUAGUAGAUUGAAUAACAUUGCACUCAACAAGGCUUCAAGCUGCAUGCUUGAUUUGCCAAACCUAGUCAGCCCAAUCCCAACGCGUUCACACACUGCUCAAGUACUGCAAGUUAUGCAAGUUUUAUUGCCACUAAUCUUCAACUUGAGCAGUGGUACAAUGUACAUGACUGAGAACGUGUAGAGAAGGGGAGGGCAGGAAGAUGUGCACAACUUUGCCAGAUUCAUUUGCUGUAAAAGUAUGUGUACAUAUUUUGUUAUUUAUAAGUGUACAUUGUACUAAAAUGGGUGAUCAUAUGUAGUUAAGGUUAAUCUUUUUCUUUUUGGGCUCUGCUAUGAAUGUUUGUAAAUUAUGAAGUUUAAAUUUUUAUGUUCAAAUAUUGUACAUUAUAUAAUCGAAAUUGAUGAGUUUUUAAAUGGAAUGAAUGGUCAGUAUUUUAUCGCAAGAGUCAGUAUAUUUAUUUUGGAAGCUCUCUUGAACUAUCCAAAUCCCAAAGCCUUCCUUUGAAGUGUGAUGAAGACCGUGUUUGUCAGGAGAAGAGUAAUGAACUUAUUUAGUAAAUGAUCUUGUAAGUAGGUAUUAAAUUUGAUCUUGGAUGUGAUUUUCUCUAAGGCUACCUCUCAUCUUCCCAAUUGUCUUGUAAGGCUUACCCAACAUGAUGCAGGACUAUCAUACUUUCUCAAAAAUUUGUGUUGCACAGAGAGAAGAAAUCACUGUUUUGUUAUAUUUGAGCUAUCUCGAAAAAGCUGUGAAUGAGAGCUCUCUGUGUUUGUUUGGAUGUUUGGUGCAUUGUGAAAGAGGCCGAUAACUGCUCACUCUUAUUUUGUGACUUCAUUUUGUGAUCAUUAUACUUGUAAAAUAGGUAGGUCUAGCUCUUAUCUUAUACUGCCGUACAUUGGUUGUUUUUAUGUCUGUGUAGAUUCGCAUAGUUUUGAGGAAAUCCGCUUGAUUGGUCUGCGUUGCCCUUUCCUUUGCAAUGCUAUUCGGUUUUCAUGAAUCAUGAAAUGAAUUCAAAGAUUGCCCAAGUAAGAUUUUUACAAGGGCUUGUGGCAAGGGUUAUUGUUUGAAAUAUUGCUUCCAUAAGAAAAAGAGAGAUGCAUUGUCCAGCAUAGCUUCAUAAAUCCCUGCUCACUCAUAUCUAACUGUGAUUUUAAAAACAAUUAAAUGGAAUCAUUGUUUUA
Molecule: messenger RNA, 3427 nt
Organism: Thrips palmi
Lineage: Eukaryota; Metazoa; Arthropoda; Insecta; Thysanoptera; Thripidae
Product: ubiquitin carboxyl-terminal hydrolase 3-like
Exons: 11
Coding region: 354-2093 (579 amino acids)
Biological process (GO): protein deubiquitination
Cellular component (GO): cytoplasm
Molecular function (GO): cysteine-type deubiquitinase activity; zinc ion binding
Source: RefSeq, a predicted model, not a curated record